Brienomyrus brachyistius is the source of this 1214-nucleotide messenger RNA. It is a transcript of the gene bud23, whose product is annotated as BUD23 rRNA methyltransferase and ribosome maturation factor. The coding region runs from base 131 to 979 and encodes 282 amino acids. NCBI's taxonomy places the organism in Eukaryota, Metazoa, Chordata, Actinopteri, Osteoglossiformes, Mormyridae. The transcript is spliced from 12 exons. Gene Ontology annotation, cellular component: nucleolus. Gene Ontology annotation, biological process: rRNA (guanine-N7)-methylation. The record is from RefSeq and is a predicted model, not a curated record. Gene Ontology annotation, molecular function: rRNA (guanine) methyltransferase activity.
AUGUGUGUUGUAGCGUACAACUUCUGAAAAAUGCGUCGCUUGAAUAUGUCGUCACCAUAGCGGUCCAUGUGGUUCUACAGUGUCGUUUAUGCGUUUUCUUUAAAAACUAAAUAUCCAGCAAAGAAACAAAAUGUCUUCAAAUUCUCGUAGACCGGAACAUACGGCACCUCCAGAGGUGUUCUACAACGAAGAAGAGGCCAGAAAAUACUCUCAGAACUCUCGCAUGAUAGAGAUUCAGAGUCAAAUGUCCGAGAGGGCUGUGGAGCUCCUGAACCUGCCAGAAGAUCAGCCAUGCUUUCUGCUAGAUGUUGGAUGUGGUUCGGGGCUGAGUGGGGACUACCUGUCUGAAGAAGGCCACUUCUGGCUGGGGGUGGACAUCAGCACAGCUAUGUUGGAUGUUGCUUUGGACAGAGAGGUUGAAGGCGACCUUAUUUUGGCCGAUAUGGGGCAUGGUAUGCCCUUUAGACCUGGAGCAUUUGAUGGCUGUAUAAGCAUCUCUGCCCUGCAAUGGCUCUGCAAUGCAGACAAAAAGUCAUACAGCCCCCCCAAAAGGCUCUACACGUUCUUCAGCACCCUUUACUCCUCACUGGCCCGGGGCGCCCGAGCUGUCUUUCAGAUCUACCCAGAAAACUCUGAACAGCUGGAACUGAUCACAGCCCAGGCCAUGAAGGCUGGAUUCACUGGGGGCAUGGUGGUGGAUUACCCUAACAGCACCAAGGCCAAGAAGUUCUUCCUCUGCCUGUUUGCUGGAGUUUCGGGGGUGUUGCCCAAGGGACUGGGAUCUGAGGCCUUGGACCGAGGUGCUUCCAAUCAGGUCCAGUACUCUGGACAGAGGUGUCGCUACAAAAAUGUGAAGGGGAAAUCUGUAAAGAAGAGCAAGGACUGGGUUCUGGAGAAGAAAGAGAGGAGGCGGCGCCAGGGCCGCGAGGUUCGCGCUGAUACGAAGUACACCGGACGCAAGAGGAAACCUCGCUUUUAGCCGUGGAGAUUGGAGCUGUAUGGAGGCUGCGUGACCCACUGACCACAGGAGGGAGCGAGAACGCAGAGGACGGCUUUGGAAGUGGACAGUGUACUCGCAGGAACGCCAUGGAAGGUGUCCUGUGCGGAACGCGGGACUGCAAUCCACCCAUUUGCAUUACAUAUGUCAUGCAUGUUGAAGCUGAAUUCUGUGUUCAUGUAAAAACAGGUCUAUUAAAAGGGCUUUUUAUCCUGCA